UACCGAUCGACGUAGCUCUUUGCUCUUCGACAGUUAGCAAGGUGGGCAGCGUCGUUUAACUUGUUUAUUGUAUCUUACUUUACAUCAGCUGACCUCGUCCUGUUCAGAUGCCCACUGCCAUGGAAGACGCGAGUAACAAGGCACGCAAGUGCAUCAAUAACCCGAAGAUGUUGAUCACGUAUCUGUGGUUCGUCACGAUGCUCUUCGGCUUCAUGUACGCGAUUGCUGCCAUCGUCGCGGCUGUCAACAACGACGGUGAAGGCGAGAGCGACUCCAAGUCGCUGGGCUUCGUGGGCGUCUGGGCAAUGAUCCUCAUUAUUGCGCUAUCGGUCGGAGGCACGAUGGUCAUGCGCAAACACCAGACGCCGCUGGCUGUGGGCUUCCUCAUCGGCGUCGUGCUGAUGAUGUCGUUGCAGAUGUUCUCACUGUCAAUUAUCUUUGCGGGUGCCGCCUACCUGGCCCGCAUCGAGCGCGCCAAGGGUGAUGAACACACCAACGUGCACUCGAACGAAGCCGGUUCGGUUUUCUCCUUCUUCAUGUUCGUCUGCUACCUGGCUUUCACCAUUGUGCUGGUGCGCCACCGCAACAUCGUCAUUAAGGAGGGCGUGAACCUGGACCCGAAUGCUAUCAAUAACGAUAUCGAGAAGAAUCCCGCGGGCACUGGCGGUAACAUGUCCACUGCCACCACGGCUACGUCUCCUCGUGUCAUCCGCACGGACGUAGACGUCCCCCAGCAAUUGGCUCCGCCUGUCAGCGUGUAGCCACCGACAUUUUAGCACAGUACAACAUACGCAUAAUAAGAGCAAUGCACCAACAAGUAAUAGCCUGAACCAAGAUUGAGCUUUUCCAGCGUCUCAGUUAAUGUUGAA
This is a messenger RNA of Phytophthora nicotianae INRA-310, 869 nucleotides long. RefSeq lists its product as hypothetical. The transcript has 2 exons. NCBI's taxonomy places the organism in Eukaryota, Oomycota, Peronosporomycetes, Peronosporales, Peronosporaceae. The record is from RefSeq and is a predicted model, not a curated record. Bases 108 to 761 code for a protein of 217 amino acids.